Molecule: messenger RNA, 1275 nt
Organism: Rotaria sordida
Lineage: Eukaryota; Metazoa; Rotifera; Eurotatoria; Philodinida; Philodinidae
Source: the annotation of a GenBank genome assembly
AUGAGUGCUCAUCCAUUGGCUCCACAAAGAUUAGUUCGUCGAUGUGCUGAUACUUUUAAACCAGCAUUCAAUAUUAUCAAUUAUCAUUCGACUAUACCAUCUUUUUUACGUGAAAAAUAUCAUAUAUUCUUUGGUGAUUUACUUGAACGUUUAAAAGUGGAUAUGACUAUUAUGGAUUAUAAUUAUACACGUUUAAAUCAAUAUUUGAGAAUGUUAGUUUAUGAACAAAUACGUGUAUUACAUCUUCGACUACAUGAAAUUCAACAAAUCGAUGAAAAAGAAUAUCCACUUACAUUGAAAUUCUUUUUACAAUUUGAUGUCAACAUGUUCAAUAUGAAAACAUAUUCAUUUCGUUAUACUCGACCACGCACAUUAAAUGAAGGUCUUUUUUGUAUACGAGAACCAGACGCUCGUUAUGAAUUAGCUGCAUGUGUCAAGCUCUCAUGUCAUACACGAAAUAUUAUUUAUGCAUUAACAUGUCCAUGUGGUAAACAUGAUUAUAUUGGUGUAACUACACAAAGUUUACAUGAUCGUCUAAGAAAACAUCGUGAACAUGGUAAUCGAAUUAUGGAUGAAUGUUUAUUACGAGAAGAAAAUAUUAAAUCAAAACAUCGUAUGAAACUUUAUCAACAUUCGGCACGAUGUCCAGUAGCUAUGCAAUUUUUUUUGGAUGCUAAUCCACAAUAUUGGCGAUUUGUACCAAUGACAUUAGAAGAAUCAACAAGACCUGAACAACAAAUGGUUACACCAUAUACUUUUUCUGAAGAAUUCAGUUGGACUAUACGAUCUAAAGAAGAUACUAAAGUUUAUGUUGAUGCUGUUCCAAAACCACCGAAAGGAUUAACUUUUUUCAAUCGACAAAUCAUGUUACAAACACGAUAUUUUCAUAAGACACGAGAUAGAACCUUGCCAAAUCAAGAUAUUGACGUAUAUGAUGCCACAAUUCUAGCUGUAUUACCAGAAACUUGUUCAGAUAUGUUUCGUUUUACUAUUGAAUCUUUAUUCAUUACUUAUGCUGAAACAAAUCUCAAUUCAAUUGGUAAUGUUUUGAAUGCGAAUCAAAAUGGUGAUCAUUAUCCUAUGAAUGAUCCUUGGUUGAAACAUCGAGUAUUAUUCGAUUGUUCAAUGUCGACACUGUUGCAUCCACCAAAACCAGUAUGGUCUUCAAAACGACUUGAUCAAGUACAAGAACGACGACCGAUUAAAGAUCCGAUUUUCAUCUAUUUGAAUCCUAUGGAUAUAGUUCAAUAUAGAAGUCAUGGUAGUAGUAAAUGA